GUGUUUACGUGUGUGCCCAGGGUCGAAAAAGUUGUAUAUUCCAUUGUAGAAACUUCCACGACACACCUAUGUAUAUAUUAGUAGCCUUUGCGUGCAGUGCGUGACGCUUGAGGGUGCAGAGACCGCCAUCUUGAGGCGUGCAUGGCGACACAUCAACGCCGCUGCUUACACGACACUGUUAUCAGAUAAGAACACGAGCAGCGGCAACGACGCAGCCACAUUCACUUCGAGUCGGUGCUUUGUCGCGGCGGUGCGUGCAAUACUUUGUGGCGUUGCUGGUGAAUACUUUGUGAGUGAGUGAGCGUUGACCAGCGAAUACCUUCCACCCGAGGACUGUGAGGCGCGUGAGUGACUUUUGGGAGUGAGUGAACCUUCGCGCCGUGAGGACCUCCUGCCGGCGGGCGAAGGACCAUGAGGCGCUUGGGCGUGGCGGCGGCGGCGGUGGCGGUGGUGGUGGUUGCCCUGUUCUGCACGGGGGCGAGGGCCAGCACGACCCCCGCCCCGCUGACGGAGGAGGAGCGGCUGGAGAGGCUGGAGUGGGUGGCGAAGGUGCUGGAGAAGGAGGGAAGAUACGAUCCCAUGAAGUCGAGGGUCGCGCCAGAUCCCGACGGAGGCCCACCCGUAGUGAUGCUGGACGUCCUCAAGAGCAACAGGACCAAAAGGAGCUUCGAUCCCAUGAACUCGAGGAUAGCGCCGAGGCAGUGGCAGAACAACCAAGGCCCUUACGUCAUCACCGCGGACCGCCUGAGGGAGAUCCGUGACCAGAAGAUGUACCCAUUCUUUGACAUCGACUCAAAGGGCGGCACUGGCGACCUCGAAAAGAACAUCAACACCCAGAACACGCAAGUCAACAAGCAACUCAACUUCCUGCUGCCCUUCUUCGGGUUUGGCCUCAACUAUACGUGGGUGUCCCUCAACGGCUACCUGGGCUUCUCGGACGCUCCCUUCAACUGGGCCAACUACCCCCUCAGCUUCCCCGUGCAGGAGUGGCCGGACCGUCCCGACCCGUCCUUCAUGGGCCCCUUCUACUCCAAGUGCAACAUCGGAGAGCUGAGACCCGGGGAUGACGACAGCAGGAGACCCGGAGUGUACUGGAGACUGGAGCGUGACUUGCCUUCCCGCGAGGACCAGUUCGGCGUGGAGCUUCGCGAGCGGCUCAUGUGGGACAUCCGCGAGGGCAUGGUGGGCACGGCGAUCUUCAAGCCCAAGCACUCCAUCAUCGUCACCUGGAAGAACGUCACCUUCGCGGGCGGCUCCGUCAACACCGAUGCCAAAUAUGUGACCAACACCUUCCAGCUGGUGGUGGCGACGGACGAGAUCAGGACUUACACGAUCUUCAACUACGAUUACAUGGCCUGGACGUCCCACACCGAGGCGGGCGGCUCCACGGACGAGGGCCAGGGCGGCGUGCCAGCCUACGUCGGCUUCAACGCAGGGAACGGCACCCGCUCCUACGAGUACACGCCCUACAGCCAGAAGCUCUACAUCCGGGACCUGGCGGUGGCGGGCAACGCGAACGGCUUCCCGGGGCGACACAUGUUCAGGGUGGACGAAACGGUCCUGGCGGGCUGCUGCAGGAGGGAGGAAGAACUGAAGGAGUACCCGCUGACCUUCUCCCCGGAGCAAGGUAACAUGCUGGGGGGUACGCUGGUCAACCUGACGGGGCCCUGCUUCAGCAACAGCUACCGCCUCGUCUGUCAGUUCGAUACCACCGCCGUCGAGGGCAACAUCCUGGACCACAACCGCGCCACCUGUAUCAUGCCGCAGCUCUUCGUCUCGGGCUAUGUCGACUUCGCCAUCUCCAUCGACAACGGACCGUACUACUGGAAGGGGAAGUUCUUUGUGGAGACGCCCCUGACGUCUCCUGAGGGCGUGUGGUUCAAGGACGACAGCUACCAGGACCAUUCGCCCGAGACGCUGGACAUACAGUGGCUAGCGGGUAACCUCACCAUGAACCGAGACGCGCAGGCGCAGAUCUCUAUUUGGGGUUACCGCGAAAUCAGCAUCCGCCCCGAGAUUGUCUACAUCGAUCUGCUGAUGGACGGCGUACCCAACACAGGUCACUUCACCCUCACCAUGGCGGACUACAUUAACCGGAACAACCGAGACCUGCUGGACCUGGAGAUGGGACUCAUUAUGAUCAACCUGACCCAACCUGAACCUAUCUACGGUCUCGAGAAGUCCACUACGGUGUGGUCGCGGCCCAUCCCCCUCGCCUGGUACUUCCGUUUCCAGUGGGAGCGUCUCUUCGGCAGCAGCUGGCCCACCGCGAUGUGCGACCGCUGGAUUGAGAACGACCGGAACCUCAGGAACUUCGCCUACGAGGUGGAGCGGUGUCCUUGUCUCAUACAGCAGGCCGUGGCGGACCGAGGGAGGUUCCUGCCGGACUUCUCCUGCGACAAGGACGGGAAUACGGAGUGCGACUACCACUUCGGCGCCAUCCACUGCGUCCGGACUGCCCUGCCCAACGAGGACGGGGCGGGCCAGCAGUGUUGUUAUGACCGCGACGGCUACCUCAUGAUGACCGCAGACAAGAUGUGGGGGGGCAACCCGCACCGCGCCCACAACCUUGGGAAGACGCCCUUCGAUGAGGCCAAUAAGGUGCCGAGUCUCUCCCACUGGUACCAUGACGUCGUUCCCUUCUACACGUGCUGUAAGUGGCAAGGCGAACAGUCCCCCGGCUGCGUCACCUACAGGUUCGAGCGCCGCGCCUCCCAGGACUGCGUGGGCUACCAACCCCCGACUGCAGCCACGGUGUUCGGCGACCCGCACAUCUACACCUUCGACGACCUUCCCUACACGUUCAACGGCAAGGGCGAGUUCGUGCUGGUGCGCGUGGACUCGGUGCGCCACAAGCUGGACGUGCAGGGCCGCUUCGAGCAGAUCUCUCCCAACUACAUGAAGGAGGCCAAGGGGUCCAUGCUGACGGCCGUGGCAGCGCGUGACAACGUCUCGUCCGUGGUGGAGGUGCGGCAGCGGCCCAUCGAUGCCAUCUGGCGCUACCACCUGGACGUGAUCGUGGACGGCCAGCGCAUCUACUUCGACAGGUACUCACAGAAGAUCCAGCAGUUCAGAGAGUGCGUCGUGUACACCCCCAGCAACAUCCUCAACCAGAGCCACGUGGUCAUCAUGUUCGCCUCAGGGGCCGGCGUGGAGGUCAUGGAGAACAAGGGCUUCCUCGGCACCAGAAUCUACCUCCCCCUUAGCUUCGCGAACAUCACGCGGGGUCUCUUCGGGAAUUGGACCUUCGACUCUCAAGACGACUUUACGCUCCCCGACGGCUCGUUAGGACCCGCCGCCGAGCCGUCCAACAUGAAGGUGGUCCACGACGAGUUCGGCAUGAAGUGGGUGCUGGACGACAAGGAGAGGGCUGAGCUGGGUAGGUCGCUCUUCCACCACGACAACACACGCUCCAGUAACUACUUCUACGACCCAGACUUCGUGCCCGAAUUUAACAUGCACCCCGAACUCAACAUCAACGCCACCACCAAGGCAGAUGAGAUCAAGAGGGUGUGCGGCGACUCUUACCAAUGCCACUACGACUUCGUGGUCACCCUGCGGCGGGACUUCGCGGACAUGACCAAGUACUACCAGGACCAGUUCGUCAACAUCAAAAACAUCGGCCUCCAGACGGUGAUAUCCUGCGGCGCCCUACCAACGCCCCCUAACGGCAGGAAGUCAACCUUCAACUUCCUGAGCGGCGCCGAGGUGAAGUUCGACUGUGACCCCGGCUACGUGUUGCUGGGCGAGCAGAGGCGCUGGUGCUACGCCUCCGGGGACUGGAACUGGCCCGAGAACGGCGAGGCCACCUGCGUCAGCGAGGCCGAGUACCUCACCAUGCAGGGCGGCAUCACGGCGGGCACGGUGCUGGCGGUGCUGCUCCCGACCCUCAUCGCCCUCCUCUGCUACGCCUCAUACGUCAGGAACAAGGAUAGGGAGGACUACCGCGAGCCUGAGUUCGUCCGCAACGGCAGCAAGAAGAUCAACAAGUUCCUCAGAGGCAGGAGGAAGGACGACUACCCCGAUGCGCAGGACAUGCCCGCGGGCGGCCGCAGCUCCAGCACGGGCGGCAAGCGGACGCCAGACACCCAGAACAGCGACGACACCCCAGUGUAACGACGCAGCGCUGCCUCGCCCCGGGCGUUGGGCGGGGCGCGGCGAGGGCGGGAGGGGCUUAGGUAUCACAUGAAACAAAAGGAAGCUAGGCAGAGUAGUGUGCUAAGGGGCGAGGUGGUACAGCAGCAGACGUCACGAUGCUGCUGGGCGGGGCCUCCUCGAGCGUGCAGAGCAGUCUCAGCGUAAGGCUCCCCGCUGCCUUUACUGUGGGGCGUGCACACUACUUCUACCACAAAAAUGUUCAUCAUCCCAGCGAUAAUGUUGUAAGCGAGGGAGCUGCUCACGUUUGUAGGGGAGGCAUAUUUUUCAUUUCUAUUCCAAGAUUGACCUCUAAUUAGUAGUCCCCGUUUAGAGGACAACUCAUCUCGGCUUCACGUUUAUCAGUCAUUCGUCCGUUCACGUCUGUAAAUGUUGCACCCAGAGUAGUUGUCUGUACACAGUCCACAGGUCCAGUAAGGGUUUUAAAGUAUUAGCAAGCUCAUAGUAAUAAUUAUGUAAUAUACUUUGUGGCCAAGCACCUAGUAUCCCUUUGAGCGUCCACCUGCCGGGGAGUCAAAGGUAGAGCUCCUCCGACCCGCCCCGGGAGUGAGGGAGGAACACUUCUCCGCCGCGGCCGAGACGUCUUCCUCCCCCGCUGGCCUCGUGAGCUCCAGCGUGACGGCAGGACAAGGGGGCAGAGAAUAUAAGGCGUCAAUUAGUGUGUGUGUGUGUGUGUGUGUGUGUGUGUGUGUGUGUGUGUGUGUGUGUGCACUUUGUCCUUUUCUAUCACUUAGGCAUAAGUUAUCUUACUAUCUGAUCCAAUGUUCCCUUGCAGCCAACGAUGUAGUUGUUAGUAUUCGUGUAGAUGAAUAUAAUUAGCUUUAAGUUCAAGGUAAUCAUAAGCAACACUUCACAUUAGGGAUCAUGUAGAAUAUUUUUUACUGUGAAGUCGGAAAAAAAGAAUGCACGUCAGCACCGAUCGCUGAGUGUAGGCUGCGUGCUGCGUUUGCUGCUGGUGCUGCCGCUGGUCGUCGGAGCCUUACCACAACCUUGCCCAGUACACGCGCACGCUGCUCGUGUCGUUCAGUUAAAAUGGGGACGUAGAAACCCACUCCGGCGGUCUCGCACUUGCCUGAUUGAGAAGCGUCAGUGGAGUGUAUGUAUGUAUGUGUGUGUGUUUCGGCAGGGGCGGAUCCAGAAGCCAGAAGCCAACAGUCAAACCUCACUCAGCAAGCAGCCAUACGGAGCUUAGAGUAACAACAUGCUAACUUAAUGGAACGUAAUCACAUAGUACUUCAUUUAGCAACUUAAUAUGCAUGACUAACCUCAGCGAACUAUAUAAUUAACCAUGUAAAACACGAUCAAACAGUAAAAAAUGUCAUCCACGUAACUAAUUGGUAAUACUAACUUAAUACUAUAUAUAACCAAUCAGGACACCUCUCCUCCCGAAACUGACCUCUCUUUCGGCCACCUCUUUUGAUUCUUUUUUGUAGGAGCAGCGAGUAGCGGGCUUUUUUAUUAUUGUUUCCUUUUUUGUGUGCCCUUGAGCUGUCUCCUUUGUUGUAAAAAAAUAAAUAAACAGUACCAAAGUAACAAAGGGCGUAGGGGUGCGUGUAUGAAACAGUUUGCACCAGUAUGGAAUUUUUUGGAGCAUGUUCCACCACUAGCUUUGUGAGAUCAGUAUUCCUCGUUUCAUCAGAAUAUUCAGCAGCAUACACAAGGAUAUAUAUAUAAAAGAAAAUUCUCUCACCACAUAUAUACACAAAACCUGCCAGUAAACAUUUAAAGAAAGAAGUAAGUGAGUAGAGUUAAAUAAAUAAGUGAAAAAAAUGUUAAAAUUAUUAAUAUUUAUGAACAUUCUGCGAUUACCAUGUUUAUUAUUAUUAUUAUUAUUGUUAUUAUUAUUAUUAUUAUUAUUAUUGUUAUUGUUAGACGCCGAGAAAAAGAAAAUGAAAGUGAAAGUCAUAGUGAUUUCUGGCUAGAAUUAGACUUACAAAAAGGUCCUUAGAACAAAGAAGUCCUUGGAUAUACAUAGGACAGACAGACCCUCAGGGCAAACAGCACCCCAGGCCACCCCACAGGGUUAAGGUCCGCCCCUGCAGCAGCACCACGUGAUUCUUUCCUCGCCCCGUGUGUCCGCCGACCCCGGGGCUUCUAUCGUACAAGUAACAUUUAUUAUAACGUAAAAAAAUACACAUAUAUACUUUGUUAUUCCUUCCCUUUGAUAAUAAAUAGUUAAAUGUA
Molecule: messenger RNA, 6339 nt
Organism: Eriocheir sinensis (Chinese mitten crab)
Lineage: Eukaryota; Metazoa; Arthropoda; Malacostraca; Decapoda; Varunidae
Gene: mesh
Product: protein mesh-like
Exons: 23
Coding region: 412-4116 (1234 amino acids)
Biological process (GO): cell-matrix adhesion
Source: RefSeq, a predicted model, not a curated record